UUCUUCAGACGAAGGAACCACCUCAUAGGAAGGUCAUUAAUUGGAUCCAUUUAUAGAGUGUAAACCUCUGGACGAGACGAAGCAACAACCACCCCAAUCCGCUAGGUAAAUCAUAGUACCAACCCUAGAGAGGAGUCGAACCUUGCCCACUUCCAGGCAAAAGGCCCUUCCCCUUCUGUUAGGACAAGCCCAUGGGUGGUUAAUCCAACUUAUGUUUAUUUUAAUGAUUCAAGGGGUCGAGCCAACUUACUCACAUCGUAUCGUUGAUUGUUCUGUUCAUUUAUAUUAAGGCUUCCCAAUUUGAAGGAAAAGGCGAGGCUAAAUCCGUGCUGACGAAUAACCAACCCCAUUGAUUCUACGAGUAAAUAGGCGCCGGAAGGAUGGAACUUUUCCAAAAAGCGAUUACGGUAAAAUUAAGCCACAGGGACAAGUAUUUGGUGGCAGAGGACGACCAAGAAUCUGUGUACCUGGACCGCGAUGGCUUGUUGAAGAAUGCAGUCUGGAGCGUCGAAUUUGUCGAAGACGAGGCAAACUAUUUGCGCUUCAAAAGUUGUUACGGGAAAUACCUUACAGCGUCGAACGUGCCAUUUCUUCUUGCGGGGUCAAAAGGGAGGAAAGUUCUUCAAACUGAUCUCCUGAAAAACGUCCCCGAUUCCUCCAUUGAAUGGGAGCCGAUAAGAGAUGGUUUCUCGGUGCGAUUCAAGACACCCAGGGGCAGCUUUUUGCGGCCCAAUGGGGGGUUGCCGCCGUGGAGGAACUCCGUGACUCAUGACAUUCCUCAUCGGAUGGGCACGCAAGAGAAGAUUUUGUGGGACAUUGACGUGGUGUGGGCGAUUCCAAAAACACCAACGCCGUCGCCUAACCUUCACCGCCAAUCAUCAAAUGCGAAAUUCCCCACAGGAAGGACACCGCCUACCCUUGCACCUCCAAAAUUUAGCAAGGUGAAGCACUGAUCCGCUCAAAAGCGAAAACGAGAGAUGUAAACGCACGUAGAAGUACGUACGGUUUUGAUUCAUUAAUUGCAUUUGAAUUGUGUUGGAUGGAUGUACGUAACUACGUUUCGAGUAAUGCUACGUGCACAGAUUUUUUGCUGUUUACGAUUGUGAUGGUGGGAUGAAGAUUUAUGUUAACAUGUAAUCAGACAUUCAUGAGGUGCAUGGUUAAUUUGUCUUGUGGUAUAUUCAUUUAUCAAGAAAAAAAAUACCAACCUGUUGGAUAUUCUAUAUUUUUCUCUUUGCUGUAAAAUCUGCCGAUAAUAUUAUUACGUGCAUG
Molecule: messenger RNA, 1272 nt
Organism: Rhododendron vialii
Lineage: Eukaryota; Viridiplantae; Streptophyta; Magnoliopsida; Ericales; Ericaceae
Exons: 2
Coding region: 381-953 (190 amino acids)
Source: RefSeq, a predicted model, not a curated record